UCUCUCUCUCUCUCUCUCUCUUUGCGCCCCAAAAGAACAUUUUGUUUGCGUGUCGCUUCAGGUUCAGUUCAACGACUUGACAAAAAAGAAAAGAAAAGGAGACGCCGGAGGAUUAAAACAUUAUUUUUUUGCGCCAUUUUCCCCCCUCAGAUUUCUAUUUUUUCCCUCCCCUUUUUCACUUUUUUUCCCCCUCUUCGGCGCUUUCUCGACCGGCCGCCAGCAUGAUGUCCUAUCUGAAGCAGCCGCCCUACACGGUGAACGGGCUGAGCUUAUCUACCUCCGGAGUGGACCUGCUGCAUCCUUCUGUCGGAUACCAAGCAACUCCUCGCAAACAGAGGAGAGAGAGGACCACCUUCACUCGGGCCCAGCUGGACGUGCUGGAGAACCUCUUCGCCAAGACGCGCUACCCGGACAUCUUCAUGAGAGAAGAGGUGGCCUUAAAGAUCAACCUGCCGGAGUCCAGAGUGCAAGUGUGGUUCAAAAACAGACGGGCCAAGCAUCGCCAGCAGGCCCAGCAGAGCCAGGCCGGGACGCAGAGCAAGCCCGCCAGCAGGCCGGUGAGGAAGAAGGGCUCCCCGCUCCGGGAGGCCGGUGAGGAGAGCGGCGCCAGCGGCCAGUUCACGCCGCCCUCCAGCACCCCUCUGCCGGCCGCCAGCAGCAGCGCGGCGCCCGUCUCCAUCUGGAGCCCGGCCUCCAUCUCCCCCCUCCCGGACCCGCUGUCCACCUCCUCCUCCUCCUCCUCCUCUUCUUCCUCCUGCAUGCAGCGCUCCUACCCCAUGACCUACAGCCAGGCGGCGGGCUACAGCCAGGGCUACACGGGCUCCUCGUCCUACUUCCCCGGGAUGGACUGCGGCUCCUACCUGUCGCCCAUGCACCACCAGCUGACCGCCGCGGGCUCCGCCGUGAGCCCCAUGGGCGCCGGCGGGGCCCCCGGCCACCUGAGCCCGGCCUACGGGCCGGCGGGGCUGGGCUUCAGCGGGCCCGCGGACUGCCUGGACUAUAAGGAGCCGACGGCCUCCGCCUGGAAGCUCAACUUCAACUCGGACUGUUUGGAUUACAAAGACCAGGCAGCGUGGAAAUUUCAGGUGUUGUGA
Menidia menidia (Atlantic silverside) is the source of this 1094-nucleotide messenger RNA. NCBI's taxonomy places the organism in Eukaryota, Metazoa, Chordata, Actinopteri, Atheriniformes, Atherinopsidae. The record is from the annotation of a GenBank genome assembly.